Messenger RNA from Podarcis lilfordi (Lilford's wall lizard), 177 nucleotides. The record is from the annotation of a GenBank genome assembly. Lineage: Eukaryota; Metazoa; Chordata; Lepidosauria; Squamata; Lacertidae.
GCGACUUUAAUGCAAGAAUAGGUCCCAACGACGAUGAUAUAAUAUCUUCCGCAGCACUCCUGGACAAUCCCCUGCAGCCCCCCUGGGGAAAUAGAUGCUCUCUUGAUCCUAUAACAAAUGCGUCGGGGAGGCUGAUGGCCCAACUGGCCAUGGAAAACGAUCUCUGCAUCGCAAAUG